Messenger RNA from Saccharomycopsis crataegensis, 585 nucleotides. It is a transcript of the gene TMA22, whose product is annotated as Tma22p. NCBI's taxonomy places the organism in Eukaryota, Fungi, Ascomycota, Saccharomycetes, Ascoideales, Saccharomycopsidaceae. Bases 1 to 585 code for a protein of 194 amino acids. The transcript is spliced from 2 exons. Gene Ontology annotation, biological process: translation reinitiation; formation of translation preinitiation complex. Gene Ontology annotation, molecular function: translation initiation factor activity; mRNA binding. The record is from RefSeq and is a predicted model, not a curated record.
AUGUCAGAAGAAAAACCACACCCAAGAAGUAUAGUCUAUUGUGGGAUCUGCUCGUUCCCUCCAGAAUACUGUGAAUUCGGAGGUAAGUUUGUCCAGUGUAAAGCAUGGCUAGAAGAUGCCCAUCCUGAAUUGUACGAGAAGCUUUACUUGCUGGGAUCACAAGAAACUAAAGCCUCUUCGACGUUACCGACAGAAAAGCAGGAGCAAAUAGAAAAAGACUUGCAAAAAUUACAAAUCAAAGAGGCCAAGAAGGCAGAACGAGAAUUACAGAAGAAAUUGAGCUCGAAGAUCAUCAUCAAGAAGAUCGAAAGAACCAAGAGAAAAAGAGUGAUCAGUAUCAGUGGGCUAGAGGUGUUUGAUCUCAACAUCAAGAAGUUGUCUAAGCAGUUCUCGUCGAAAUUUGCUACCGGUGCCAGCGUGGUCAAAAACGCAGAAAAGAAGGAAGACCUUGUUCUUCAAGGUGAUUUGGCCGACGAGUGUGAAGAAUUUAUCCACAAGUUGUUGGAGGAACAAGGAUUGAAGGAUGUCAAGGUGGAGAUGGUGGAAGAUAAGAAGAAAAAGAAGCCUGCGCAGCCUACAGUCUAA